AUGGAAUCGCAGGAAAGCCCCAACGACGGGGAGGAGAAACGAAAUUACACGGUUAUAAAUUAUUCCUUAAAAGCAAUCUCAAAUAGAGGAUGUCUCGCUGGUAUUUCAUCUCGAGCCUGUAUUGUCAAUGAAGACCGAUAGAGGCGGAAUUAAUAUAGCGCUCUGGUAGCGUACCUUCUAUUUUCCGUCGUCGGGAGACUGGUGUCCCAUAUUGUGCCUACCUCAUUCUGACAUACACACUUGCUGGCGAGCGCGCUUACACACACACGCACACACUUAAUCGCGCACAUACAUGCGCGCAAGCAUAGUCACACCCCCUUUAGUUUCACGCACAUACCCAUUGGAAAUAAACGAGGGGGUCGGACGAGCUGUAAACCCCGGAGUACGCAUUUGGUGCAGACGACGGCCAGCCAACGGGAAGCGAUGGACACUACAUGACUAACCGAUACCAGUGAGGAUUACAGUUCUUGUUUCGUAGUAGCAUCGUAGCAUAUCAAAUAAAAAAUGGGUGGCUAUGCGAUUGGAUUACGGGCAAUAACGAGAAUAUUAACCUUAAAUCAAUCUGAAGGGGAAAAGUAGAAGAGUCCCUUUAAGAUGACACGCACAGAUCCUCCUGACAUACUGGCAUCGACUGUGUAUCAAGACAUAAAAGUGAACUCCGCCUCCCCCCACUCCCACUCCCUCCACUCUUCUGAACGAUGUGAGUCCUGGAAGACCAGCACGCUGGAGGACAAUCAGGAGAAUAUCAACAAGAGGCACUGCCGUAGCUUCGACUACAUCGAGUCCUUGGACGACCCCAAGUCCCGCGCCUCCUCCAUGGAGCACCCCCGCCGGAGGGCUGAGAGGCAUGCAGUGAACCCCGAUGUGGCCUGGAACUCACUCUCCCAGCAGGGUCACCUCCGCUUCUCCUCCCCCGACCUGUUCAACACCAGGCUGCCCCCUCAGCAUGCCGGCGCCAGCGACCCGGCCAGCGAGGCGGCCAGGGCCGAGCUCAAGAGGAAGGCCCGGUCCAAGAGCGCCCCGCGGGUCAAGACCACCUUCACGCCGGUGCCCAUCGAGGUCUCCUCGCCCGUGCUGAGGAGGGGGAGGGACUCGCAGCGGGGGCCACGGGAGGUCUCCAGGAAGUCCGAGGCAUCGUCCCCGCGCCGGGAGCCCCCCCACGGCGCUGGCCGGGCUCCGAUGAACGAGGUGCACCCCAUCAAGCUGCAGCCGCAGCGUGGGGAGGUCAACCGCUACUCGCCCCUGUAUGUCACUGACUGCUUCGACCAGAACCGCCCCGACAAGCCGGCCACCAGCCCUCACGUCAAGUGCCGCGUGGACAUCAAGCCUGACGCGGCGGUGCUGCAGCACGCGGCGAGAAGGGCCCCCGCUAGCCGGGCGGACAUGGGGUGGCAGCGGUACCACAGCGGGGUGACCCGAAGCCUGACCGUCCCCCGGCAGGUCUCCACCUCCAGGACUCCGACGCCCAGCGAAUGCUACAGCAGUGAGUACAGGUACGCCUACCAGUAUCCCAACAGCAUGCCAAACAGCUACAUCCAGCCAGUAGAAAUCCCUCUGCAAAGGGACCCGAGGGAAUACCUGGGGAGGGAGCGAAGGGCUUUCUCCAUCCCAAACGUGCCAACCAAAUUCUUCUACACGGACGACCCCGGGACGUAUCCAUCCCCGGCUCCUUCCUCUGGAACCUACUACCAGGAUGAUCACUACAGCAUUGCCAGCCAAAACCACACCCCCAAAGCGGUGUACACACAGGACCCGAGGACUCGCCUGUUCCACACCCUGCCCGUCCGGCCGUACUACACCGAGAUGGAGCCGCGCCACUUCCCUGGGCACGCCGCGUAUCCCAGACCUUAUUCCACCAGUGAGCCGGGGCCCUACAUCAUCCAGACUCCGCCCCCAAGGGCCUACUACAGGGAGGAUCCCAGGAUGUACCCGGUCCAGCCCGUCCCAUCCAAAAUAUUCUACACCAACGAGUCCUACACGCCUCCACCUGAGCAUCACGUUCCAGUGAGGGCAUACCACACUGAGGGUCGUCGUCGCCCGCGGGUGUCCCAGCCCCAGGUGGAUGACUGGUAUGGCUCUGAUGUAUCCGGGUAUGCCUACCACCACCCCUCCACUCAGCUGACCCCUCAAAGAGUAAGAACUGAACCCGUGCUGACUCCCUGGUACGCAAACCACUGCAUGGAGCCACCCAGGCUUGGGGUUGACACCAGACACUACUCCAGGUCCUGGGACAACAUCCUGAACCCGCACGUGGAGAGGCAGCAGCCAGUGCAGAGGGGGCGGAGCUAUGAGAACCUCCUCUACCAGGGGAGGCGGGCUCUGUCCCCAGAGGACCGCCGGCAGCCAGUAGUGGUCAACCUCUCCAGCUCGCCAAGGCGGUAUGCGGCCCUCUCUCUGUCUGAGACCUCUCUGCUGGAGAAGGGCGCAGCAGACGGAAGGAAUUCCAUGGGAAGGAUGUGGUUCGUGACCCCUGAGAUCACUAUCACGGACAACGACAUCCGCCCAGGCAACCUGAGCGGGAAGCAGGAGGUGCGCUCCGCCAGCUGGGACGCGCUGGACUCCAGGAGGGAUCCGUCCUCGAGCGUUCCUUACCAAGAGCCCAUCUCCUUUGCGGAGGAGAACACCAAAGAGAAAACCCACAACAGCUACUCCCUGCAGCAAAGCCUGGAGCAGCUGGAUGAGCUGUUAGCUGACCUAGUCAUUGACUACAAGCCUCCAGCCAGCAGGAGGCACAGUGAGGACCUUCUCGACCAGCUCAAGAAGCUGAUCAACGAAGACGAGGUAGGACCUUCAACUGAGAAAGAGUCCAAGGAUGCCGAGGGCCGAGGUCCCCUGAAUAAACAGCCCUCUUCCACAAAAAUCAGCCCCGACAACCUCCAAGACCUUGACAGCGGCUGCGACGGAGUCCAGAAGAGUGCGGACGAGUGCUCCCCUGACCAGAGCACGGACGACGACGACACCAUGAUGUGCUCCAACAGCAAGUGCCGGCGGACGGAGACCCUCUUCAACGCCUGCCUCUACUUCAAGUCCUGCCACAGCUGCUACACGUACUACUGCUCCCGCAACUGCCGACGCGAGGACUGGGACGUCCACAAGGAGAGCUGCCUGUACGGCCGCAUUGGCAGCAUCUGCAGGCACGUCAUCAAAUUCUGCCGGGAGACCACCGAGAUCCACAAGGCCUUCUCCCGAAUUGCUAAAGUGGGAUAUCUCUCCCGGGGAAGGGGCGUCCUCUUCCUGGGAUUCCCCAACCCGGGGUCGUCCAACAACUUCCUGCAGUUCGGCCUGGAGAGCCUUCUCAUGUCCCCCACGUACCUGUCCCUACGGGAGCUGGACGGCUUCAAAGACAACCUGGGGAGCUACUGCAGGGAGCUCCAGGAGGCUGGCAACGAGUACGACCCCAGCGAAUGUUUCCUCCUGAAUGUAUCCAUAGCAGUGGGCGAACAAGUGCCUGACAGGCCCUCCCCGAGGGUCCAAGCCCCGACCGUGCGGAAGUACGCCAAGGUCUCCCUGGCCUCCUCCAGCCCCGAGAGGAAGCUCCUGAGGAAGGAAAGCGACAUGGAGACGCUGAUCCUCACCCCGCCCCCAGGGAUGACCGACAUUGACAAGGAAGGGGAGGAGGGCAGGAAGGCCCGGGAGAUCUGCUUCAUCAACAUCCAGCGGGAACUGCGGACCAGGGGGGUCUUCCUGCGGCACGAGUACCCCCAAAUCUACCAGCAGCUGUGCGAGUUCGUGGAGAGCAACAAGAGGUUCACCCCGACCACCAUAUACCCCAUAGACAAGAGAUCCGGGAAGCAGUUCAUGUGUAUGAUCAUGGCUGCCUCUGAGCCACGGACACUGGACUGGGUGGCAAACCCCCAUCUCCUAGACGACAUUAUCUAAUCGAGUCCGCUUCUGAUGUCAUACACAGUAUGUGUAGCU
Megalops cyprinoides (Indo-Pacific tarpon) is the source of this 3918-nucleotide messenger RNA. Its product is annotated as apical junction component 1 homolog. The transcript has 2 exons. NCBI's taxonomy places the organism in Eukaryota, Metazoa, Chordata, Actinopteri, Elopiformes, Megalopidae. The coding region runs from base 595 to 3879 and encodes 1094 amino acids. Gene Ontology annotation, cellular component: apical junction complex; plasma membrane. Gene Ontology annotation, biological process: cell-cell junction organization. The record is from RefSeq and is a predicted model, not a curated record.